Molecule: messenger RNA, 1576 nt
Organism: Leptopilina heterotoma
Lineage: Eukaryota; Metazoa; Arthropoda; Insecta; Hymenoptera; Figitidae
Exons: 3
Coding region: 883-1449 (188 amino acids)
Biological process (GO): NADH dehydrogenase complex assembly
Source: RefSeq, a predicted model, not a curated record
AGUUGUUACAAUAAAUUAUAGUUUCAUACCCUGGUAUAUUUGUUUGUCAUUUCAAACACAAUGAUAGCAAAAAUCGAUGGUAUAAUUACGAACGUUAAUAAUUUUAAUCAAUGGCAGUUACUAUUGCAGACAAUUAUCAUAAUUACCAACCACUAUAACCAAUUAGUAGUUCAGAUUCAGAAUCAUUACAACCGCAACAGACGAUAAUUAGGAAAACUAUCAGUUUUUUAAUUAUUGAAAUUAUAAAAACAGAAACAAUUUCGAAAAUAUUCCUCAUAAUUGCAAUUAUGUAUAUUAAAACACCGAUAUUAAAAUUAAUAAAUGUUAACAAAUUUAAUAAAGAAACGAAAUUAAAUGAAAUAUCUGUUAAUGAAAUGAGAACGGAUCUUGAGAAAUAUGUUGCCGAUCAGAGUGUAUAGUUCAACUUCCUUUUGAUUUUAAUUUUAUUUUUUCUCUCUUUCAACGUAGAAGAAAGUCACCGACAUUCGAUUAUAGGUCGUCAAUAUAUUACAGGAGGAAAUUGAUCAAACUUUUCUUUGUGACCCAAUGGUUGUUGAAUUGAAAGGAGGAAUCGCGGAGUUUAAUAUCCUUAUAAAAACUCAAAGAGGAAAAAUGUAGUUGAGAAGCUCAAAGAAAGCAAACAAUAUUUGUUAGGGAAUUUCUUCAACUGUAACAAUUUCGAACAAUUUUAUUAUAAAAAUUUUAACUGCAUUUUGUAUUUUAAAAGCAAUGUGGAAUUUUUGUUUUGUGUGCUUGACAUGGAAAAAAUGACAUUGAGACAUGCGAGAGAAGAUUGAUCCUAGAAACAAGUUGCAGAUCGAUUUUAAGAUGACACGACAUUGUUGACUCAGUUUUGGAAUGUCUUUUUAGAAGGGAUGAGACAUGGUAGGCACGGCAAACUGCGGUACUGUUCAAACUCUAUUUGAUUUUACACGAACGGAUCAGCUUGAUAGCUGGACAGAGUAUUCGGACACAAUAAAACCGAGUGGAAUGUCGAAAGCAAUUCUCGUUAUUCAGAAAACCCAGCUUUUGCAAAGAGCAGUCCUCUUCACUCUAUUCAAUCCAAAACCAAAUGGAACUGGCUUUGCGGCAAUUCGUUGCGAUACAAACUUCGAUCUCAAGCAAUUUCAGAAUAUUAUGAUUAAAUGCCGUGGUCAGGGUAUUAAUCAAAAAUACAAAAUGCUCCUGAGGCACAAAGGAAUGGGCAAAGACGCUGUGAUUUAUGGUCAAGUCUUCACGGCACCGGAAAAUGAAUUUGCAACUAUUAAAUUACCAUUGAUAGAUUUUAAACCAUACUAUAGAGGACAGCAAUUAGCUCUGGAUGCCUAUCCUUUAGAUAUAUCGGCCAUCACGAAUAUAGGCAUUAAAGUGGACAACGGACCUUAUCUGCCAGAUAAUCAACCUGGAGUAUCGGCGCUUGAAAUUGAUUGGAUUAAAGCCGUUAAAUGAUGGGAAAAAUACCAAUUUCUAUCGCACGCCAGUUCAAAAAAGGGAAUAAAAAUUUAUUUUUAUUUAAAUAUUAUAUAUAUAUAUAUUCUUUGAAAAAAAAAAAAAAAAAAUUCGUCUAGUAAAAGAA